AUGCAGCCUAGAUGCCUUUCAUACUCCAGCGUACUGGUGAUUAGCUGGCGCAUUUUGUCAACCGCAGCUCGUGGCGGUGUGGGCCGGCUUGUCGACCUGAGCAACGCAAACAUCGUAACAGAGAGUUCAAGUCAACUGUUUGGCGACCUCUUGAACGAUUCACGGACUCGCGGAGGCGACAAGAUAGCACGCAUCCUACAAGGGAUCGACAGUGCGACGAGGCCAUCAUGCUCCGAUUACCAUGCUCCAGGCGCGCCCAUGUCCCCUGCCUGCAAUGCCGACAAGUGCUGCAUCUGGAGCCACAUCACUGGCGAAAUACUACCUUCGUUCAAGGGAUGCACCGACUUUGCUCGUGGUGCAAUACGCCAAGGUUUCCACGACGCAGCCGCAUGGGAUGUGUUCUCCGAAACAGGAGGAGCCGACGGGUCCCUUUUGCUCUCAGACGAAUUGGACAGGAUCGAGAACGAAAACAUCCAUGACAUCGGCAACCUGACCAAGUCUUGGUUUAAGAAAUACGAGGAUUGGGGGGUUUCAAUGGCCGAUCUGAUACAAGUCAGUGCUAUAACCGCCACAGUUGCUUGUCCAGGAGGACCACGGAUACGGCUUUUUGUUGGACGACAGGACAGCGACGAGGCAAAUCCUGCUGGCCUUUUGCCCAGCCCAUUUGACAAUGCAGAUUACCUGAUAUCAUUGUUCGAGAACAAGACCUUCUCCUCGACGGAUCUGGUAGCCCUCGUUGGGGCACAUUCUAUCUCAAAGCAAAUUUCCGUGGAUCCGCGUCGCAUCGGGGCGUCCCAAGGCAUCACACCCAAGGUUCUUGACACUACCUUCUUUGAGAACACUUUACAAGGCGACAAUAAAACGAUUUUGAUAAUACCAAGCGAUGCGAAGCUGGCUGCGUCCAAGAAAACCGCGAAACAAUGGGAGAUGUUUGCCAAAUCAAAAGCUACUGUUGCAUGGAAUCUGGCAUACGCAAGAGCAUAUGUGCGCAUGAGUCUACUGGGUGUCAACAACAUGAAUGAUAUGAUGGAGUGCACGAAAGUAUUGCCACCUCCAAUUCCAACAGGAUAG
Messenger RNA from Pestalotiopsis fici W106-1, 1071 nucleotides. RefSeq lists its product as uncharacterized. The record is from RefSeq and is a predicted model, not a curated record. Gene Ontology annotation, biological process: response to reactive oxygen species; hydrogen peroxide catabolic process; cellular response to oxidative stress. NCBI's taxonomy places the organism in Eukaryota, Fungi, Ascomycota, Sordariomycetes, Amphisphaeriales, Sporocadaceae. The transcript has 2 exons. Bases 1 to 1071 code for a protein of 356 amino acids. Gene Ontology annotation, molecular function: peroxidase activity; heme binding.